Messenger RNA from Amoebophrya sp. A120, 6380 nucleotides. NCBI's taxonomy places the organism in Eukaryota, Dinophyceae, Syndiniales, Amoebophryaceae. The record is from the annotation of a GenBank genome assembly.
AGUUCCUGUUACUACAUGUACAACUACUAGUAUGCCUUUUGUAGGGCAUGAGCUAAAAGUAAUAAACACCUACCUUGUGGUUUGCGGUUACCACGACUGAACUCGUCACCCCCCUUUUUCUGACGUACUAUCAAAGUUUAUACCUACAACUACCACAAACAACAUUCAUCCGCUGAGACUGCAAAUCCGCAACAUGGAUAUCAAAUCUCUCGUUCGCACCUCCCGGCUGUUCGCGCUCUUAGCGACGGCCACUCUGGUCAACAAGAACCAUGUCACAGCUAGGAAAGCCGCUUCUCUGCGAGGCCGAAUGGCGAGAAGCGGUAGUGCGAUGGAAAUAAGAACAUCUGCGAAGACCGGAAAGAGUAGUGCUUCUACGAGCAAUAGCAAAAAAAGUGCUCGACAAGAAGAAAAUCAUGCGGCGCAGCACACAGCAGCACAAAACCAAAAGUCAUCGAGCACGCUCACUAAGGUCAAUUUGCUACAGAAGCAGAAGAUGAGAAAAAACAAAGCAGGAACACAGAACCUUCAUCUCGCGGCGACCAGGCAGGAAGAGCAAAAAGCUGGCAGAACAUCAAGUCGUGCAACAACAUCAAAGCAAAUCCUUGGUUUGAACGACGAAGGCAGCUGCAACCUGAUUGCGCUUGGCAUGGAGUACGCGGACGAUUUAAUUCCCUUUCUGACGGAUGCCCACCGGUACAGAUUGUUGAAGGCGCUGAAACAAAGCAUGUCAACGACCCCGGGUACAAGUACAACGAGCAAUGGAGAUGAUGUUGAGAAUUGUAUGAAAACUGAAUUGGAAGAUUUGAAACGAAAGGGAGAGGAACAAAUCAAGACCGAGAACGACGACCGAACUGCGAGCAGCGAGGAUCUGGCGAACGACAUGCGGGAUUUCCUGUUUUCGGUUGACACGGUCGCAUCAGCGGGGGUCGGCGCAUCAGCGGGUGAUACUUCUAUCCGCUCCCGGUACUCCGCGCUCCAAAUCCUGUUCGUGGACAGUGGCGAAGCGGGCGGAUUGACGGACGUGUCCGCCACCACGGACAGUGGCGCCGCGCACAAUUUCGCGUGCAAUCCGAAGCGCGUGUUGCUCAGUACGGACCUGCUGGAGCGACUCCAGACCGCGACGCUUGAGUCCGACACCGCCGGCUUUUGGGCGGCGCUGCAGAUCGACCAGGUCAAGGCUUCCCCGGACUCCACCUGCGUCACGAUCGAAGACGCCCUCCGGUUCGGGCGGCACGCCCGGAAGGUGACGGUGGAAGAGAUGGCGGAACAGUACGUCGACUGGACCACCGCCGCGCCCCCGGAGGCGCUGGUGAUCGUUCUGAAACUGGGGCAGAUGCACUUUUUGCGGAACGAAGUGCCGUUACUGGGCUUCGAAGACAGCCACCUGAUGCUUCUCUCCGACCCUUUGGAAUCGAAGUCGCAAGCGGUGGUUUCCGGCGGGAUCACGUUGCCGGACACGGGGAAGUUUGCGGACUGGCUCAGGGUUGACAACGAGAACACGGUCACGGACGAAGUGAUCGCCUUGUCGGGCCUGGUCCCGAUGAAGGCGGAUUUGUUCCGGGACCGGUCGGAUGCGACCGAAAACCAGGAAGGCGACAACAUCGCGACCCCCGAGCCCGACCCGGACGCGCCGGACGGGCCCAUCGCGAUCCCGAGCAUCCGGGUGUUGAACGCCAACAAAAUUCUUUCGCUGGACUACGAGCCAGGGCGGCGGUUCAUUCCCGCGCGGUUCCCCAACCUGAUGCCGGACGACGGGGUCCCCUGCGAGCCGGCGAUUCACGGCGAAUUGGCUUGCGUGCUGAAUGCCGACCGGUGGACCGGAAGGGUCCUUCCGACGGAAUUUCUAUCGGUUUUCGACCAGAACGCGGCGCCCCAGGGGUCGGACGAGGAGGAUUUGAGACUCGAGUACGCCGCGCCAGGGGAUCUGGGCGGCGGGACAGACAACUGCGCGGCGGACUUUUCCUUUUUCGCCUACUCGGGCGACGGGAAGUGCCGCCACUACAGCCCGGCCGGUGGGUUUUUCUGCUCCGCGCACCAAACGGGGGCGUAUCUGGGGGAAAUCGACCAGGACGGGCCCUGGGACCCGAAGACGGCCCAAUUCCGCAUUGAAGAGCUUCUCGACAGUUUUGUCCAGGAUUUCAAGUCGGGAACCUGGCCCGACCGGGUGUUGGACGACCUCAGAGGUGCGACGAUCAGUGUGAUGCACAGCCAAGGGUACGGAAACAUGCUGAAGGGCGUGAAAAAAGCGAAGUGGGUUGCGGGACAAAGCACCAAGUCGUUGAUCGAACUGACCCUGAGCAGAAUUUCGCCGCAGCUGGCCCGCGGCUGGGAACGGGUAGACAAAGCGACCGGCGAACUCGCCGUCGGGAGGCGGUUUUCCCUGGCGGGUUCGAAACUCUUUCUCGAUGCGAACCGCGAGUGGUUCUUCGACAAGUACUAUCAAAUGUAAAAAUGUCUGGGUCUGGAAGGAUCCAAACUUGUCAUGCUAUCUUUGGAUUCUAAAAAAAUCUGUAUUGCAUGACCAGGAAGAGGAGCCCAGACUGUGCUACGUGGAGAGGGCAUUUGUAAUGCGGAAUAGGCAUCAGGAAGCCUCUCUGUGAUGCUAGGUCGUGCGUUACAGACAUUCUGGGUCAUGCAAAACACGCAUGACAAGUCAAGCAUCAUGUAAAAAGUAGAAGCAGAUACUUCAACAGCCGCGCAGCUAGCGGGGGGGUGACUCCUGUGGUCCCCCCCCACCGGCUGUGCUUUUUCCAAAACAUCCAGGAAAACCGUGUCGCGGUUCUUUUUUUUUCCAGCAAGUGGCUGGUGGGGGCGUAAUAUAGGAUAAGGAAGUAUGUAGGUCGUGAAUGUAGAAAAGACUAAGAAGAGCCGUGCUGGUAAGGUAGAAAACCGGAACUACUUCGAUACAUAAAUGGGGUCGUAGUUGGGUAUAGUAUUUUUUGGCUGAGAUAAAAAGAAAACAUCAUGAACAACGAACGCGGAAUCGGAGACAACGCGGCAAAGCGGGGGCAGGGGCGCGGCCUGCCAGCGAGGACACGGCAAGGGAAUCGGGACAAAUGGCCAGGGGCUCAAGACAAGUGCCAAUGAGGGGAGCCGCGCGCACCGUUCGAGCUACAGGAGGACGAGGAGGACUAGGCCAACGUGUGGAGCGGAGGGGGAGAGCGGGGAGGACUAGGCCAACGUGUGGAGGACCAGGGAUACGCGUGUGGAGCGGAGGGAGAGAACGGCUGCGAAGCGAGAACAAGUUGCUGGGGCAGGCGACAAGUUUAAAUUUGGUACAAAAAAAAACAGCACUCAGAUACCCGCGCCAUCUGCUUAACUGUGUGAAAUAUUGUGUCGGCCCGGUCCUGCUUGGUCGCAGGCCGGUGUUCGUGAGAUCAGAUUUCACAUGUUAAGUAACGCACACCGGCGCCUAGCUUAAAAAAAUGAUGAAUUUACAUGAAGAUGGGGCCUAAUCAAAAAAAAAAAACACGCAUGACAAGUCUCAGAAUCUUCCAGAGCCAGACAUUUUUGCAGUUGAUAAGUACGAGCGCAAGCUGUGGCUGGCGUUUGGGAAAAAGGGAGACAAAUACGACAGUGCGGAAGAAGUGGCGGGGAAAAUGAAAGCAGACGGAAACAAACCGCCAGCGGAUUUCGACUCGGGGUUGAUUGCGGCGAGACUGGGCGUGUUGUUCCGGGUGGACAAUGCGACCAACGUGUUUUUCAGCGGUAUCCGGUUUCGCGACACCGAUGUUACCUGGGACGAGAUGCGGGGCGUGCCCAGCGGCGGCGACUCCAGUCUGCAGCACUCCGGGGCCAUUCAUUUGAAAGAGUCAACGAACUUCAACCUGAAACACUCCGAAGUCACGAAUGUCGAUGGGAACGGGAUUCUACUCGAGGGGUAUGAUAGUGCACAACUCCCCCUCCCCCUUAUUUGUAUAGCAUGAGCGGCAAUACAAGCAUCAGUAAGAAUGCCGGUUUUCCAUGACAGAUCUGCACUGGAGUGUAGUGCUAUUUGGGCUACCAGAACUUGUCAUGCAAACAGCGCCACGAGGCAAGGGGUGGAUUGGGCAUUUUGCAUGACAAAUGAGGGGGAGGGGGAGUUGUGCACUGUCAUAAGGGGCGAAACGAAAACACCAACAUCCAGUUCAACGAGUUCUCUUUCAUCGGGGACCACGCGAUCGCUUUGUGGGGGAAAUUCUCGACCAAAAACGGAGAGGAAGUUUUCCCCGGGAGUCCUCUGUGCGACAACCGGGAGGGCUUUUCCCCCGCGCCCUGUGCGACGCGGAAUUCGGUGCCGGUUGACACAAAAAUCACAAACAACGUGAUUUUCAACGUCGGGUUUCACACCAAGCACGCCUCCGGGAUUUUCCAAGCCGUGUCCGCGAAGUCGGUGGUGAGGCAGAAUGUGUUGUUUAACGCGCCGCGAACGCUGAUCAACCACGAGGACAACGCGAUCGGGGGCUCGGUGUUGGAACAGAAUUUGCUUGCCAACGCGGUCCGGGAAACCGAGCAAAUCGGGGUCUACAACACGUUUGGACGGGUGUUUCUGAACUACGAGCCGAAGGAGUUCGGGUUUUUAUCUUCUUCGAGUACUUCUACGGGUGCAAAUGGCGAGGAGAGCAACUUGUUCGCGUACGACGCGGAGUCCGGGCCGACGCCGGUCCCGAUGCGGUCUUUGGUCCGGAACAAUUUUGUCUUCAACGGGAAUUACGGGGUCGCGGGCAUUGACAACAACGACGGGAGUGCGUAUCACCAGGUGGAGAACAACGUUCUCGUGAAUUCCGGCGGACUGAAACUGCUAAAUGGCCACGACAAACGGUGGCGGGGCAACCUGCUGUUCCCGAAAAGAAGCGUCGGUUUAGUUGUCCCCGAGGUGGCAGCUGUUGGAGUUGAAACGAAACCCGACGUGAAGCUAAUUCCCUGUGUCGGCGGGGGCCCUAGUACUAUUGAUCCACUCCGCUCGACUGCUGGUUCUGACGGAGCAUUAAUACCGAGCGACUGCGCAAAGGCGGACUCGAAACACCGGUCGUCGUUUGUGGAGAAUCUGUGCGUGACCGACAAUGUCGAACGAGACGCUGGGCUGUUGGGACAUCAAGAUCCUGGGACGACCACGACGGGACGUGAAAACGCAAUUCAAUCCGUCGAUGUCGGGUCGUCGGACCAGGUCUGCGAUUAUUUUCAUAGCACGACAGGAACAAAUUCAGAUUCUUCAUUUUGCGGCAAGAACCAGUAUGACACUGUGCGGACCAAGAUCCAGAUCGGGGCUCUCGAGGUCCACACGUCGGCCGCGACGGAAGGAAUUCGGGCGGCGGGGGCCCAGAGCUCGCUGAACGCGGUUCCGGUCGUCGACGUCGCAGCGGGAACCGCCGCUGGCCAGUAUUGCAAUGAAAAAUGCCCCCACCCCAUAUGAAAACGCAAAUUUGUGAUGCAGAUUUGUGGUCACGAAUCACCUUUAUCAUGCUACAAGGGAAAUAAAGAUGCGGACUGUAGUACUGGGUUGCGUGGGAAAGCUUUGCAUAUUCAGCAUGAGAGGAGGCAGCUGGAAGUGAAAAACAGCAUGACAAAUCGCCUGCAAACGAGGCCAUAGCUGCGGCCCUUGGCUGUGUAGCAAUACAAGUCGAUUUGUGUACUCAAAUACAGCAUCACAAAUUUCGUUUUCGAAAUGGGGAAGGGGGAUUUUUCCUUUUGAUAGCCAGACGGACGGGGCGAGUGGCUACGCCGUGCCCGAAAAUUCAGACUCGGACGGUGGUGGGCAGGCCGUCGGGGUGGCGCCGAACGAGGCGCCGAAGGAUGAAGCGGGGGAGGACGAGCAGGGGUGUUGUAGGUGAAAAAAUUGUUUUUUUGGUUUUCGCAGCUUGAAGUUGCGGUCAAUUGAUUUUUCGGGUAAUAGUAUUUUGCUUCGAUCAAGUUCAAGAUCAUUUGAAUUUCAAGGAAGUAAUGUAUGCCCCUCAGCAAGCAUAUCCUGUUUCAAGAAUGAUAUUUGUUCCCAACCCUUGAGAAUAUAUCACCCCAAGACAAAGUCAAAGCAUAUCCUGUCUCAUCUGGUCUACCCAACACCUUAUUUGCUUACUACCCGAUUUUGAUUUUCUGCGUCGAUUAGAUACUCACUUGUUGAAGGAGAUGGAUGCCUUUGCAACUUCGAGUACUAUAUGAACCGCUGCAACCCCUAUGACAAACACAAAACGCCAGACUUUUUUGAUUUUGAGAAUCCCGCUGAUCGUUUCAUAUUCAUAUGACCAGUGGCCGUGGCCGCAUUAGUUUCUGCAAGAAGUCACCUGGUCUAUUUCAGUUGUUCAGAAGUGGUUAUGAAGCCGUAAAAUCGUUUUCAUCAGAAUUAUGCGCACGACGCAGUGUAAUAAAAAUCGGAACGCAGCUUGCGCUUGGCUGUGAAUCAAUUC